AUGGAGCGCAUCCACCACAUCAACCCAUUCGCCAAGCGCGACGAGCACAGCAAGAACACCAUCAUCACCUACAAGCUGCUCACCAUCAUCACAUGGCUGCUCUCCGUAGUCGUCUCCUUCGAGUACACGAUCAACGACCCGCAUGAUGGCCCGUACCACCGCCGGUCGAUCUGGAGACAGAAUGACCACUACCUCACGGCAUUCCGUAUGAACCACAUCAUCACGACCAUCUACUGGCUCGCCAUGUUCAUCCUGCAGGCCAUCUACAUCUCCCACCUCUUCUCCAACACCACUGGCCGUGUCAACGAGGCCUGCUCCGUGGGUAGCCACUUCAUUCUGAACAACCUACUCCACUUUGCCUGGGUAAUGCUGUUUGUGCGCUCCUUCUUUGGGCUUUCCGAACUCAUCCUGAUCCUCAACUUCAUCAACCUGUCCUCACUGUACUUCCGCCACCCUGGAUAUGCGCGCUUCAUCCACACUCCCGUGGUUUCUGGCCCGCUUGCGUGGACCUUCGUUGCCAUCUACUGGAACGGUGCCAUCAUGGUCCACCAUCCGGAGGGCCUCGUCGCCCGCAUUUUCGGCAACAUCUUCAUCUGGUCCAUCCUCGCCUAUGGCUUGUUCUUUAUCGUCUACUACAAGGAUUACACAAUGGGCUUCAACCUCAGCGUCUUGUCGGCCGCCAUUGGUGUCGCCCAGUUUUUCCGCCAGAUCAUCGCCUUUCAGUGGAUCUUUGCAUUCACCAUCAUGGCUGUCCUCUUUGUUGCCACUGUGGUGAUUGCCAUCCCUGCAGCCACUGGCCGUGGUAAGACCACCCCGGGUGCUCAGACUGAUGCAGAGCGCGCCCCUCUGCUCGCCGACAACUAG
Messenger RNA from Microdochium trichocladiopsis, 864 nucleotides. RefSeq lists its product as uncharacterized. Lineage: Eukaryota; Fungi; Ascomycota; Sordariomycetes; Xylariales; Microdochiaceae. The transcript is spliced from 3 exons. Bases 1 to 864 code for a protein of 287 amino acids. The record is from RefSeq and is a predicted model, not a curated record.